AACGAUCGUAUUGAUUAAGUAAAAGAUAUAAAGAGCGAAAUAGUAGUAAUAAUAUAAUUCAUUGUAUAUAUUACAGAUAAGUCGAAAGAUUCUAAAAAGUUUUAGUAAAUAUACUUACUUGAAUGUCAAUGAAUCUUUUGUCCUAAAAUUAAUAUUGUUGUUUGAGUGGAAAAUUAUUUGUGAAAUAAAAACGUAUCCAGCUGACAUAGAUCACUCCUAUAAGUAAAAGCUAUGUAAUGGUCUUGAUUAAAUUUUUUAAAGUUCAUUCUUUUGUAUGAAUCUUUUAUAUAAAAAACAAGAGAUGAAAAGUUUUAACGUGUGUAAUUGCAACGUGAAAUAAUUUAAAAAAUGAAAUACUUUCGUGAAAUAUUAGAUUUAUCGUAAAUAUACCUACAUUUUUCGAUAAUGUAUAAUAGUAACAUGGUACUACUUUCGCUAUAUUAAAUUAAGCUUCUGCAAGAGUGUGCAAGUAUUUAAGGAAGGAUCUAGGCCUAGAAGAAAUAUAUUGAAUUUACUAUAACAGCAAAGUUCCGAAUAAAGUGAUUCUUUGAUAUUUUUUAAUAUUACUAAUUUUGUAUAUGUUAGAAAAUGUUCGAAUAUCAUGAUACAAGUACUGAUUUUCAAAUUACAUUUUGGCUAUAGUACUCUCAGCUAUUACUGAACUGAAAGCCGACACGUUGUUACAGAUACCAGAUACGAACAUUGCAAGUUAUAGGUAAAAAGACAGUAGGAAGAGAAUACAGAUGGUAACGCGGACGCCUGCGCGAGAAAACGGCGGCUUGUCUAGUUAGGUUUAGCCAACAAUUUUCCAUUUUCAGUUAUCGGUGGAAAAGGCUAGCCGUCACUUCGAAAGCGUUUCAUCGUUGAAAAUUAUAACACGUUGUUAAAUGUUGUGGUGCUCGCUUUAUAUUAUUUAGAAACAAACCGUAAUAUAAGAAAUACUGAAACGUCUUUCAUCUUUAUAAUAAAAAGAGAAGAAAAAAGCAAAAUUAUAAGUACUUGUCAAAGAAAGGUAUAAUCGACAUUUAUAACAAUUGUGUGUAAAGUGAUUUCGAAAGAUUACUAUCUACAUGUUUUUUAUUUGACUUUUUAUUCGGUGACGGUGAAUAUCUGCCAUUGCCAACUCGGCAUAUGUUUUCAGUUGCGGCUUCAUCUUAUUCUGUCUUAUUCUAAUCGUACUGAAAAAGCUCUCGAGGAAAAAGAUUCGAAACGAAGAGAAACAGAAGAGGAAAAGAAGACAAUUUUGGAAAAAGAGAAGACAGAAAUCAGGUUGGAAUAAAAAAAAAGACAAAGAACAAGAUAGGGAAAGUGGAACAAUAACUGCUCGGUCCCCGGAGACAGAUCGAUCGAGAAAUGAAUGAUUCGCCGAUUUUAUCAAACGGGACCGCCGUAGAAGGAUGGUCGACUACUAACCGUCCGACUAUAGAGAACGAUGUAACCUCGAAUAGUUUAGUGCAAUUAAUCUUUUACAUAUUUUAUGCAAAUAUUUUUGCGUUUGGUGUAUUUGGUAAUGUGCUCGUAUGUUUCGUCGUGGCACGAAAUCGACAAAUGCAGACAGUUACGAAUCUGUUUAUCACGAAUCUAGCAUUGAGCGAUGUGCUACUUUGUGCUCUGGCGGUUCCGUUUACUCCUUUAUAUACAUUUCUCGGGGGAUGGAUAUUUGGCAGAACCCUGUGCCACUUGGUACCGUACGCUCAAGGUGUCAGCGUAUACAUCAGCACAUUCACUUUGACGAGUAUCGCGAUCGAUAGAUUCAUGGUGAUCAUAUAUCCUUUCCAUCCUCGUAUGAAGAUCGAAGUUUGUUUAGCCGUGAUAGUCGGUAUUUGGAUAAUCGCAUUGUUGUUCACUCUACCUUACGGGCUUUACAUGCAUCUCGAGGAGCCGUACACUUAUUGCGAGGAACACUGGCCGAACGAACGAUUUCGAAAAAUCUUUAGUUCCAUUACUUCGAUACUACAAUUUGUCUUACCCUUCUUCAUCAUCGCUUUUUGUUAUAUUUGCGUUUCGAUCAAGUUGAACGAUCGAGCUAGAACGAAACCUGGCACAAAGACUAGUCAAAGAGAAGAGGUUGACAGAGAAAGAAAGAAACGAACGAAUCGGAUGUUGAUCGCUAUGGUUGCCGUAUUUGGCAUAUCUUGGCUGCCGCUCAAUAUCAUCAACGUUAUCGACGAUUUUUAUUCACCUGCCAAUGAUUGGGCUUAUUACAGAAUCUGCUUUUUCAUGACGCAUUGCCUCGCUAUGAGUAGCACCUGCUACAAUCCUUUCCUUUACGCUUGGCUCAACGAUAACUUUCGCAAAGAAUUUAAGCAAGUGCUUCCAUGUUUUCCAAAAGCAAUCAACGGUUACACUCCAAGAACCACCGAAGAAUUUCAAAAUAAUAAAGAAUGUAGCGGAAAUAACACUAUCCAGGAAUCUUUAUUACUGAAUGAAACACAUAUAAGAACUUCAAAUCCCGAAGCUCGCGAACUGAUCGUCCACGAAACGACCACCAACAAUAUGUCGAGAAACUUGGAAGAAAUGGAAACUUUUUGAUUCGAUCAAAUUCGAACGCGAGUCAACCAUCGUAAACAUAUUUGGUGUAUCCUUCUAUGAUGUUUAUUGUCAGCAAUGUAAAAAGAAAAAACAAUAUAAAGUACUAACGUUGCAAUAACAGAAGGAGGAAGGAAGCAGGAGAAAGGAAUGAAGAUUGUUCUCUUAUAUGUAUAUAUGAAAUGUUUCUCUAUUUCACAGACAUCUCUGUGUUACAGAAAUAGCUGCAUUUUCUCUGGAGGCUGAAAUCUACUUGUAUCAUUCUUCAAUCAAGUACUACGUUUUGCAUUACUUGUUGUAUAAAAGAAACAAGCAACAAUGGUGGCGGUAUAUUUACAGAAAAAGAGACACGCGAUUCUGCACAAUCAUAUUACGAUAGAAUUAAGAAUUGAUUCGUCAAUCUAAGUUUGUUAUAAACCAUGGUGCGUCAAAUACAAAGAAAAUUACGAAGGGAAAAAUUAAAAAAAGGAACCUGCUGAACUUCA
Molecule: messenger RNA, 3014 nt
Organism: Bombus impatiens (common eastern bumble bee)
Lineage: Eukaryota; Metazoa; Arthropoda; Insecta; Hymenoptera; Apidae
Product: prolactin-releasing peptide receptor-like
Exons: 4
Coding region: 1354-2532 (392 amino acids)
Biological process (GO): G protein-coupled receptor signaling pathway
Cellular component (GO): neuron projection; plasma membrane
Molecular function (GO): neuropeptide Y receptor activity; neuropeptide binding
Source: RefSeq, a predicted model, not a curated record